CCCAUCCGUCACACCAAGAUGACUUUCUGCUACCAGACCCAGUGUGACGAUUCCUGCUACUCACCCUGCAACUACGGGACUGUGUACACCUACAGGACCUAUGGCUGUGGAAGCCCCUGCAGCUACCGGACCUACGACUGUGGGAGCCCCUGUGGCUACCAGAGCUAUGGGAGUCUGUGCGGUUACCGUGACUGCUACCCCUCCUACAGCUCUCGCUACUGCUACCCCUACUCUUCUCGCUACAUCCGUAGAUACAACUAUGGGAGCUGCUACCCCUGCUAAACCCAGCCGUAGAACAACCAGAUAGGAAAUGAAAGGCAAAAUAGUAACGUAUGAAUUUUACCUUUGCUAAGCUUCUGUGACAGCGACUGCAGUCAGGAAUGGUCCUCAGUGCUUAGCACCUCUCUUCAAUGUCUGCAGCUACUUUGAGUAACUUGCUAUUAGGGUGAACUCUUCCUUCAUAACCUUUGGAUGUACUGUGUAGUUUGAUGUGUAGCUUUACAACAGAAGAUGCAGAGAGGAGAAGACAUCUCGUCUUGCCAUAUAAUGUGCUGACAGCU
Molecule: messenger RNA, 560 nt
Organism: Pezoporus occidentalis (night parrot)
Lineage: Eukaryota; Metazoa; Chordata; Aves; Psittaciformes; Psittacidae
Product: scale keratin-like
Exons: 1
Coding region: 19-282 (87 amino acids)
Source: RefSeq, a predicted model, not a curated record